Messenger RNA from Python bivittatus (Burmese python), 2990 nucleotides. The record is from RefSeq and is a predicted model, not a curated record. Lineage: Eukaryota; Metazoa; Chordata; Lepidosauria; Squamata; Pythonidae.
UUUCAACAUGGAACCUAGUUAUGAUUUUUUGCAUAUUUAUGAAGGAGGAGAUUCUAACAGCCCUCUGAUCGGCAGUUUUCAAGGUUCCCAGGCCCCAGAUAGAAUAGAGAGCAAUGGCAAUAAUCUGUUCUUGGCAUUUCGGAGUGAUGCUUCUGUUGGCAUGGCAGGAUUUGCCAUUGACUAUAAAGAAAAACCACGAGAAGCUUGUUUUGACCCUGGCAACAUAAUGAAUGGAACCAGAAUUGGAACAGACUUUAAACUUGGGUCAAGUAUUACUUAUCAGUGUGAUUCAGGAUACAAGAUUAUUGAUCCUUCUACUAUCACUUGUGUGAUUGGUGUUGAUGGAAAACCUGCUUGGAACAGAGUUUUGCCAUCUUGUAAUGCUCCCUGUGGAGGCCAGUAUACUGGAUCAGAUGGAGUAGUUUUAUCACCAAAUUACCCUCAAAACUAUACUAUUGGGCUGACUUGUCAGUAUUCAAUUACUGUGCCUAAAGAAUUUGUUGUGUUUGGACAGUUUUCCUAUUUCCAAACAGCUCUAAAUGAUGUGGUAGAAUUAUUUGAUGGAGAACACCCUCAAACUAGACUUCUGAGUUCACUUUCUGGAUCUCACUCAGGAGAGACCCUGCCUUUAGCUACAUCCAAUCAGAUCCUCUUGAGGUUUAGUGCCAAGAGUGGAGCAUCUGCCAGGGGCUUCCAUUUUGUCUAUCAAGCGGUCCCACGAACAAGUGAUACACAAUGCAGCUCCGUCCCAGAGCCAAGAUAUGGUAGGAGGAUUGGCUCUGAAUUUUCAGCUGGUUCUGUAGUUCGCUUUGAAUGUAGUCCGGGCUAUCUUCUACAAGGCUCCAAGGCUAUCCGCUGCCAGUCUGUGCCCAAUGCUUUAGCACAGUGGAAUGACACAGUGCCAAGCUGUGUGGUGCCAUGCAGCCGGAAUUUCACUGAACGCAGAGGUACUAUAUUGUCUCCAGGUUACCCUGAACCUUAUGGUAACAGCUUGAAUUGUGUGUGGAAAAUCAUAGUGACUGAGGGAUCAGGUAUUCAGAUACAGGUAAUAAACUUUGCCACAGAACAUAACUGGGACUCUCUUGAAAUUUAUGAUGGUGGUGAUAUGACUGCACCAAGGCUUGGAAGCUUUUCAGGUACCACAGUACCAGCACUGUUGAACAGCACUUCCAAUCAACUUUACUUACACUUUCACUCUGAUAUUAGUGUAGCAGCAGCUGGUUUUCACCUGGAAUAUAAAACUGUAGGCCUUGCUUCCUGCCCAGAACCAGUAAUUCCUAGCAAUGGAUUUAAAAUGGGUGAUCGAUACAUGGUGAAUGAUGUUUUAUCAUUUCAGUGUGAGCCAGGAUACACAUUACAGGGACGUUCUCAUAUUUCUUGUAUGCCUGGAACAGUUCGCCGUUGGAAUUAUCCUUCUCCUCUCUGUAUUGCCAAAUGUGGUGGUACACUGACAAAUAUGGCUGGUGUGAUCCUGAGCCCAGGUUUCCCAGGAAAUUAUCCUAGUAAUCUAGGCUGCACAUGGAAGAUAUUGUUGCCUAUUGGAUAUGGGGCACAUAUACAAUUUCUGAACUUUUCCACUGAAGCUAAUCAUGACUUCCUUGAAAUUCAGAAUGGGCCUUAUCACACCAGUUCUAUGAUUGGCCAGUUCAGUGGUACAGAUCUCCCACCAUCUUUAUUAAGUACCACACAUGAAACUCUCAUCCACUUUUAUAGUGAUCACUCAGAAAAUAGACAUGGAUUUAAAUUUGCAUAUCAAGCUUAUGAAUUACAGAAUUGUCCAGAUCCUCCUCCUUUUUAUAAUGGAUAUAUAAUCAAUUCAGAUUACAGUGUGGGCCAGUCUAUCUCUUUUGAAUGCUAUCCUGGAUAUGUAUUGAUUGGUCACUCUGUUCUCACUUGCCAUCAUGGGAUCAACAGGAACUGGAACUAUCCUUUUCCAAAGUGUGAAGCCCCUUGUGGAUAUAAUGUAACAUCUCAAAAUGGUACUGUAUACUCACCAGGAUUUCCAGAUGAAUACCCAAAUUCAAAAGAUUGUACUUGGCUUAUAACUGUAGCCCAGGGUCAUGGCAUCUAUAUCAAUUUCACCUUACUCCAAACAGAAUUAGUGAAUGACUACAUUGCUGUAUGGGAUGGCCCAGACCAAAAUUCACCUCAGCUGGGAGUGUUCAGUGGGAAUACAGCUCUUGAAACUGCUUACAGCUCUAGCAAUCAAGUCCUUCUCAAGUUUCACAGUGAUUUCUCCACUGGUGGAUUCUUUGUUCUCAAUUUUCAUGCAUAUCAGCUUAAGAAGUGCCAGUCUCCUCCAGCAGUUCCACAAGCUGAAUUGCUUGCAGAAGAUGACGAUUUUGAAAUAGGAGAUUUUGUCAAAUACAAAUGUCAUCCUGGCUAUACCUUGGUUGGAAAUGACAUGAUGUUCUGUAAGUUAAAAGCUCAACUUCAGUUUGAGGGUUCUCCUCCAAUUUGUGAAGCACAGUGCCCAGCAAAUGAAGUCCAUACAGAUUCAUCUGGAGUAAUCCUCAGUCCAGGUUAUCCAGGCAGCUAUCUCAAUUCACAAACUUGUGCCUGGACUCUUAAAGUUGAACCAAAUUAUAACAUCUCUGUUUUUGUAGAAACAUUUCAAAGUGAAAAACAAUUUGAUGAGCUGGAAAUCUUUGAUGGUUCUUCUGGACAAAGCCCUUUGUUGGUUGCCUUGAGUGGAAAUCAUACUGGACAACUUAACUAUACAAGCAAAUCCAAUCAAUUAUAUCUGCGUUGGUCAACUGACCAUGCAACUACUAAGAAAGGAUUCAAGAUACGUUAUUCCGCUCCUUACUGCAGCUUAAAUCAUAUUGUGAAGAAUGGUGGAAUUGUAAAUAAAACCAAGGGCACAGUUGGCAGUACAGUUCACUACUAUUGUAAGUCUGGAUACAGGAUAAUUGGUCACAGCAAUGCAACUUGCAGACAUCAGCCAAAUGGCAUGUACCAGUGGGAUUCUCCUCCACCUCUUUGCCAAG